UCAGAAAUUCUUUCCUUCCACUUCUCUCUCCACCCCACUCGAGCCUCUCUGCCUUCUGGGCUGCGUUGGGGUUUAGUCGCCUACCUUCUCCAUCAGAACCCUCGGCCCAUCUGCCACCAUGGUUCUCUCUAACGACAUUGAUCUGCUGCAUCCGCCAGCGGAGCUGGAGAAGCGUAAGCACAAGAUGAAGCGCCUCGUACCGACACCGAACAGCUUCUUCAUGGAUGUCAAAUGCCAGGGCUGUUUCAACAUCACCACGGUGUUCAGUCACUCUCAGACCGUUGUCCUAUGUGGCUCCUGCUCCACGGUCCUUUGCCAGCCCACUGGUGGCAAGGCUCGUCUUACUGAGGGCUGCUCGUUCCGCCGGAAGGGUGAUUAGAGGGGCAAUGCGCUGCCUUGUGAUGGCUUGUCCUGAUUAGUUCCGGUAAAUGUGUCCUCGUUUCAUCAGCUGCCUAUAUGUGGCUGCCUUUCAUUCCCAUCUGAUGUUGGAUGUGUAAGGGAAAGAGUGGUAGCAAAUUGAAAAUGUAACGGCAGUAGGAAGUCAAUCAUUUGGCUCAUUUUCUCUGGCUUGUUUGACAGCUCUGCAAAAUGGACUUUUUAGUGUCAC
Molecule: messenger RNA, 607 nt
Organism: Closterium sp. NIES-67
Lineage: Eukaryota; Viridiplantae; Streptophyta; Zygnematophyceae; Desmidiales; Closteriaceae
Source: the annotation of a GenBank genome assembly